AGUGCGGAGCUGUCACGGACUACCUGGAGGAUACCGAUCCUGCGGAGACUUCGCGCCGCUGUCGCAAAGACAUCGCAUCCGCGCGCGCCAGACACUUUCGGCGACUUCGCGGCUUUUCCUCCUUUCCGAUUUUCGCCACCCCCCACCCGACGUUUGCGCGGAGUUUCGCUGGAUGGGACAGAGUUGAAGGAGCUCCACCAUGGCGAGCCUUCUUCUUGCGCGUGCCGCUCUGCACGUGCUGCUGGUCCUGCAGUGCGGUCCGGGGGACGCGGCGGCGGCGGAGGGCGUCGGGGAAGCCGCGCGUCACAGCCGCGCCUCCGCGCACCGGAGCGCAAACCGGGACAUGGUCUCCAUCAGCAUGUUCAAGGUGUACGAGAAGUACAGCAAGGACCCGCGUCGGCAGAAGGACGGCAACACCGUCAGAAGUUUCAAAGCCGUCCCAGGUGUUUCCAAAAGUACGGAGUGGUUCCAGUUCAACCUGUCCUCCAUCCAAGACUCGGAGCUCAUCCUGUCCGCCUCCUUUCACUUCAUGCACAAGCGGCCCCGGCACCACCAGCGACCCUGGAUCUGCCGACGCUCCCGCAACCCCUCGUGCGUUUUCCAGACCCUGCAGGCCCCCUCGCCGCAGCUCGUGUUCCGAGGGACGACCCCCAACGCCGCCUCCGUGACGCCGCUGGGAAACGUGACUUUGGUGCCGCUGAAGAGAGGGACGUGGCAGGCGAGGGACAUCACCUCGGUGGUGAAACAGGCCGUGGGCACCAAUGAGCUUCUGAUCACCGUAGAAUAUGAGUUCGGAUCGGCGAGAUCCGAGCCGCAUCAGAGGAACCCUCCCGGCCAGGAGCCCCUCUCGUCGGCCAACCUGCCGUACAUGCUGGUCUACGCCGACGACAGAGCCAUCGAUGAACCCAACAGCGUGGCCGUGUCGCUGCAGCGGUACGGACCUUUCCCAGCUGGGGAGGACCGGCUCACCUUAACGGACUCGCGCCCUUCCUCUGCAGCUGCAAGGAGUCGGAGGGAGCUCCCUCUGGAUGAGAUUCAAACCAACCACCUUCCCGAGGUUCACUUCAACACCUUGAAGAACCACGAACUCUGGCAGAGCACCUAUCUCCCGCCUAAGGCCAAGGCGGCGGCCAAACAUGGCCGUAAGCAGGGCCAGGAGCUGGGCGAGGCCCCGGGUAAGCCUCAGGUGCUGAGCUUCGACGAGAAGACCAUGAAGAAGGCCAGGAGGAGGCAGUGGAGCGAGCCCAGGGUGUGCGCCAGGAGGUACCUGCGGGUGGAUUUCGCCGACAUCGGGUGGAGCGAGUGGGUUCUGGCUCCUAAGGCCUUCGACGCCUACUACUGCGCUGGCACCUGUGGAUUCCCCAUCCCUAAAGUGGUCCGUCCUUCCAACCACGCCACCAUCCAGAGCAUCGUCAGGGCGGUGGGGAUCGUCCCAGGCGUCCCGGAGCCCUGCUGCGUCCCCGACAAGAUGAGUCCUCUCAGCGUGCUUUUCCUCGACCAAAACAGGAACAUGGUCCUCAAGGUCUAUCCGGCCAUGUCCGUGGACACCUGCUCCUGUCGGUAGGACUCGGACCAGGACCGGGGGACCUGAAACCGACGAGGAUGUGCCUCCUCAUGAAGGACAUCUUGGGGAAGACUUAGAUUCAGCAGCAGAUCAAUGCAACGUGGAAUAUCUGGGGAUUAGGCGCGUCUCUGCAGGGAGAUUAAAGACAGUGCGGGUGAUUUUGGGAGAGCCGUGGUACUCUCAGUGCUACGGUUGACUUUCCCAGGACAAGUGGAAGCCGGGAAGGACUCUUAGCCACUCGAAAUUCCCUUUUUUUUUUUUUGAGGAACUUUCCACGUUUUGAUGGAUUCUGAACCAUGUGUGGUCCUUCAUAUAGUGUUUCUGACUCGCCUCAGAAUUGAAUACUGGAAUUUCCCCUUUAACCCAGAGACUCGGGAGCUACAGUGGACAUGGAGCCUGCACGGAAGUGCAUUUACACCCAACAAAAAUAACCAACUCUUAUCCUGUAAAUAGCCCUGUUACUCAUACAGUUACACGGUACCCACAUGGUGUCAGUAUGUGAUGAGGUGAAGUGCUGCAGCGUAGUUGAACGCCUCCUGUACGCCAACAAGAAUUUUGAAGAAUGCAUGGAAAAAAAUAGUAUUGGAAAAGUAUAUUUCAGUAUUCACUUGUCUGUAUAUUGUCUAUACCGUGGGGAUUGGGAGUGCACACUGACGCCUCCUGAGAUGAACGGUACAGUAUAUAUGAGCAACGUUUUUUUUUACCAGAGAAAGAAAUGGUGCAUUGCUGCCCCCUGCUGUGCGCUUUGGAGUAGUACGAGUGCCAGCAGUGCCAGUAGUAGAAUGGUAUGUACAGUUUGUAACGUGCACAAUAAUGCCAUUAAAUUUGUACUGCAAAUAAAAGGGAUCCCCUGUUGAAAUUUGCGUUUUCCCCUUAAAUCACUGUAUGUCUCAAGUGUAUUGAACGUUUUGUCUUGGUUUACGGCCACACUGACACCGACGUGUGCUUUUACAUCAUGUUUGCUUGGCAAGGAAAUAAACUUAAUUGUAAAUAU
Lampris incognitus (smalleye Pacific opah) is the source of this 2558-nucleotide messenger RNA. Its product is annotated as growth/differentiation factor 10-like. Gene Ontology annotation, biological process: SMAD protein signal transduction; BMP signaling pathway. The coding region runs from base 200 to 1564 and encodes 454 amino acids. The record is from RefSeq and is a predicted model, not a curated record. Gene Ontology annotation, cellular component: extracellular region. Gene Ontology annotation, molecular function: cytokine activity; growth factor activity. NCBI's taxonomy places the organism in Eukaryota, Metazoa, Chordata, Actinopteri, Lampriformes, Lampridae. The transcript has 3 exons.